Molecule: messenger RNA, 1726 nt
Organism: Caenorhabditis angaria
Lineage: Eukaryota; Metazoa; Nematoda; Chromadorea; Rhabditida; Rhabditidae
Source: the annotation of a GenBank genome assembly
AUGUCGUCUUUGGCCUAUAAUGAUUUAUUAAAACCUUACGAUCAAAAAGGGUCAUUUGGAGAACCAGAGAUUUUUGACGAUGAAGCAACAUUAGGUGUGAAAAUAGAAAAAUUUGAGGAAAUUUUGAAAUCUGCACACUCGGUUGUGGUUUUAACGGGAGCUGGUGGGUUAUUUUCUAUUUUUCAUAGGAUACCAGAGUAACAAGGAAUAUUUCAGGAAUUUCGACAAGCUGCGGCAUUCCCGAUUUCCGUGGUCCCAAAGGUGUCUGGACCUUGGAAGGAAAAGGAAUCCACACUGAAAAUAUCAAAUUAGAGGAAGCUUCUCCGUCUUUCACUCAUCGGUUUUUGGUGGAACUUGAGAAAAUGAACAAGCUUGAUUGGCUAAUCACUCAAAAUAUUGAUAAUUUACACACUAGAUCCGGAUUUCCUCUCAACAAAAUGGCCCAAUUGCAUGGUAAUUUAUUCACUGAAAAAUGUCAAAAUUGUCAAAGGUAGGUAUUUUCGAAAAUGUUUUUUUUUCAAAAGUUUUUUUAUUUUUUCAGAAUUUACUACCGCGAUUCGGUGAUUUUGAGCGUUGGUUUCAAACCAACCGGCAGAAGUUGCGAAGGAACCCCUCUUGGAAGAUCCUGCAGAGGGAAACUCAUCGAUAACACUUUGGAUUGGGAUAGCGAUCUUCCAGCUGAUCUAUUAGAAUAUUCUGAAAAAAUGUUGGCGGUGAGUUUUUCCUGAUAUUUAGAAUUCUAUUGAAUAAUUUAUGAUUUCAGGCUUGCGAUUUGUUUAUUACUCUUGGAAGCUCACUCAAAGUCCAACCUGUAUCAGGUUUCCCACUUUAUGCCAAGAAAAAAGGUGCAAAAGUUGUGAAUAUCAACCUGCAAGAAACAUCAAUCGUGAGUUUCUUAUUCAGAAAUGCGUUUUUUAUUUCAUGAGUUGUAUUCAGGAUGGCAAAGCGGAUUUAGUUAUCCAUGCAAAAGUUGAUGAUGUUUUACAAAGUCUUGCGGAUAAAAUGAAGAUCAAUGUUCCAUUGAAACCAGAAUCAACUUUUGUGGAGAAGUCUGCUUUUGAAGUUUAUAAGAAGCCAAGGGUGUCAUCAGCAAAAUCAGAAAUUCCUGCAAAGCGGGCCAAGCUUGAGAAUAGCAAAGUGAGUAAAAUACAUAUGAUUAUGAAAAGUUUGAAUGUCCAAUUGUGAGAGAACGCUCUGAUAUUUUUCAGAGUCCACCAUCUUCAAGCAAUUCAGUUUCUUCUUCUGAACCCGAGCCAAAACUGGAAAUUGAAAAACAGGAUCUAAAAAUUGAGGAUGAUUUCAGUGAUCUUUCCGACGAUGAACCUGUAAAAACUGACAAAGAAGAAGAAGAAAACACUGUUCCGGAGAAUGUAGUUGAAAAUUUCGAAGAUCCGAGCUUGCCGAUUGGAACAACAUCUGAUAUUCAAAACAACGAUGUGCCUGCGGUUGAAGCUCUUCCGCCUAUUCAAUUUGAAGAUGUCUCCGAUUCUGGGUCUCCUAAAAAUCUAGUUGAAAAUGAUGAUGUUUCAAAUUUACCAAUUGGAACAAGUUCGGAAAAACUUGAAAUGGGUCCAAGUGCCACUAGCUUUGAACAUAUGGUACGGUUGAAGUUCACGUGGUUAUUUUUAAAUCAUUUAUUUUUCAGAAUCUUGUUGUCCCAAAUAAUGGCACCGUUGAAUCUAGAAUUGAAGACUUGAUUGAAGAUUUAUCGGAAGAUGAGCCCUAA